Molecule: messenger RNA, 1004 nt
Organism: Penicilliopsis zonata CBS 506.65
Lineage: Eukaryota; Fungi; Ascomycota; Eurotiomycetes; Eurotiales; Aspergillaceae
Exons: 2
Coding region: 48-1004 (318 amino acids)
Molecular function (GO): acetyltransferase activity
Source: RefSeq, a predicted model, not a curated record
CUUUCUACUACAUCCACAUCUUGUAUUUUUCAUAUCAUCUUCUACACAUGGCAUACACCUCCCAGCAGAUAGAGGCGUACCUUGAUCGGAUCGCCCUGCCAGAAGCCUCCAGGACAUCCCCCGUGCUAUGCGGCACCGUCAGUCCCAACAGCCCCGAGGGACUGUCCUUUCUACGCACUCUACAGAGGCACCAUCUCGCCGCCGUGCCGUUUGAGAACCUGUCGCUGCAUUACUCGCCGUCGCGCCAGAUCGCGCUCGACGCGUCUUCGGUGUUCGACAAGAUCGUCGGCCGUCGCCGCGGCGGGUACUGUAUGGAGGUCAACCUGCUGUUCCGAACUGUCCUGCACACCCUCGGCUUCGACGUGUACUCUGUCGGGGGGCGGGUCAACGAGGCGAUCCAGCCGAUGGCGACGUCGAAGGGCUGGAAAGGACCGAAAUACGAUGGAUGGAACCACAUGGUCAAUAUCGUGACGGUCAAGGAAACAUCCUACCUGGUCGACGUGGCCAACGGGUCGAGCGGGCCUCACCAACCGCUCCCUCUGGAGGCAAGCAACGAGCCAACCCAUAAUAUAGGCGAUCAAUGGAUCCGACUCGUCCACGGUCCGAUCGCGCAGCACACGCGGCCAGACCAGGCGUUGUGGCAGUAUGAGAUCCGCAACGGGGAGGACACGACCGCCUGGACGCCGGCGUACUGCUUCACGGAAACGGAGUUCCUGCCCGAAGACUUUGCGAUGAUGAAUUACUUUGUCUCGACGCAUCCGUCCAGCUGGUUCACCUUCUGCAUCGUGUGUGUGCGCAUGGUGCUCGACGAGGACGGGGUGCUGGUCGGCGAUCUGACGCUGUUCAACGACCGGCUCAAACGGCGGAUGGGCGCUCAGGCAGAGGAGAUCGCCGUGUUCACCACCGAGGACGAGCGUGUCGGUGCCUUGGAGUCGUAUUUUCACAUCUCCUUGAGUGAGCUCGAGAGGGCGGCGAUCCAUCGCACGGCUUCGGCGAUUCAGUGA